UGUAAUACAAUCCAAACUAAUCUAUUAGUAUGAUGCUUUAUAGCUUAUCUCCACCCAAGUCUCCAAUCCUCUCUUACCAUUUCACCUCAUUGCUUUUUCUCUCUUUUCUUUUCCCUCUCAGUCAAAUAUUACUAAUCAGAGUGCAGAAGAGAAAGAGGAGAUGGCUUAUCCUGCUGUGGUUUCUCUCAAACAAACCAUACAUCACCUCCUAAUCUCUCCUCAUAUUUCCAUCCUCUCUCCCACUCGACAAACCUUACAAGAUGCACACAAACACCUCACAUCCAUCCAACAAUCCCUCACACGAUCCAUUGACAUCAACUGCGGAAGUGAGAAAAGGAACAAACUAAACACUUUAGACUCACAAAUCAGAGAAGCUGCUCACCAACUACAAGACUCCCUCGAAUCCCACACCUCAAACCUCUUCCUCUCAAUCCAACACCACAUUUCCUCUCCGUUAAAGAUAGACUUGCACCACGAAAUCACUUCCUUCACCGAAACAGCAAAGGAACUGGAGAAGAACUACAUUGAAGAGUUAGAAAUCCCUAAUUCCGAGGAAGAAAACUCAGCUGAAAUUGUUACGAAUUCGGCUGUAAAGAUGGUCGGUAUGUCCGAUGCAAUCGCCGAUAUGAAAGAGCACCUCCUCAGAAUCACGCGGCCGGACUACUUCGGCGUUUACGUCUUCUUUGGUGGAGCCGGCAACGGUAGAUCCAUCGUUGCUAGGGGCGUUUACGACGCCGUAUGCAGAGGGGGUGACACGCAUCCACUCAAACAAAUGUUUCUCGAUGUCAUCGCUCGAAUAAGAGGACGACGCUCGAUCUACUGGCACUACGACAAAAAUACCAUGUGCGGUGCGAGGGUGAAGAUUGGCGCAACAUAUCAACUCAAACAAGUCCUUGUAAACAUCAUCGCUCAAAUAAAUUGUACUACUUCCGUCGCUGAAAAGGACGGAUUGAGUAGUACCGAGCAAAAAAAUCUGGUUUCAGAAGUGGAAUUAGGGCAACAUCUCGCCGCGAGCCUGAAAGGGAGGAGAUACAUCAUUGCUUUAGACGAUGUGAGGGAUACCGAGGUUUUGGCGCGGCUGAGGAGGUGGCUGCCGGAGCAGAACAACGGGAGCAUAGUGCUCGUGACGACGGGCGUGGUUGAAGUUGCCGAAUUUGAUGAUAGUUUUUUUCGAUUUGAAAUUCCUGUGGUUUUGAAUGAGGCGAUCAGCUGGAGGUGCAUUAAGGGGUUAAUUGAGAGCCGCGGGUGGGUGGUGACGACUGCGUUUGAGGAGGCCGGGAAGAAGAUUGCGGAUAAUUGUAGAGGGUACCGGAUUGUCGUGGCCAAGGUUAUGGUGGCGCUGCUGAGAUCGGAGAAGUCGCUUAACUUGUGGAACAAGUUAGCCGCAGAUAAAGAUGAUCCCAUUUUCAAGGUUGAUGAUGAGAUAUUGGAGGCAAGUGAAAUCAAGAAAGGUUUGCAUGAGGAAAAUGUAAGAGAGUGCGAUUUUCUCUUUGAUGUAUCCAUUUUGAUCAAUAGAGUUAAGAGAAAUCUUUAUCCAAAAAGAUUUUUUUCCCCAAUGGGAAUCAUGGCAAUCUAUGGAAUGGCUGGAAUUGGCAAAACUACUCUUAUCAGGAAUAUUUUUGAAGAUUCCUCAAUUUUGGGUAGUUUCGAUCACCAUGUGUGGAUUAAUAUAGGUCAGAAGUAUCAAUCAAAAGAGAUUUUGGUUGAUAUUCUACAUCAAAUUUAUCCACACAUAGAUAGAAGAUUAAUAAAAGAGGGUGAAAAAUUAGUCAAGAAUUUGUGCGCGCAAUUAUCCGAUAAGAAAUGUCUCAUUGUAUUAGACGAUCUAUGGAGACAAGAGCCUGUCCAUUUCUUGAAAAAGUCCAUUCCGAACAUCAAGGGUGAACUCGUGGUUACAACUAGGAUGCUCAAAGUAGGGUUUUUUGGGCCGUGUGAUAUGGCUUACAAACUGCGGUUAUUGAAUAAAGAAGAAAGUUGGGAUCUUCUUCGUGAGAAGGUGUUUGUUGAGGAGCGAUGCCCUUCUCAACUUGAAAAGAUAGGAAAGAAGAUUGCAGAGAAUUGUGAAGGUCUUCCUCUUCUUAUUCUCGCAGUUGCUGAUUUUCUAUCAAAAUCUGAGAAAACCCUAGAGCAGUGGAACAAGGUCGCGGAGAAAAAUAAUCAGAAUGUAAUGAAUGCACAAAUUGAAAUUUCAAAAGGGUUGCUUCCAAGUUAUGAGGCUUUACCUCAACAACUAAAAGUGUGCUUUCUUUAUAUGGGAGUUUUUCCGCGUAAUCAUGAGAUCCCUACUUCCACACUCAUGAAAUUGUGGUUUGCAGACGGAUUUAUUGAACCAAUUUUUUCGCAAACUACAAAAGAUUUUGCAUCAAACUGCUUGAAGGAGCUUGAUCAGAGCAGUAUGGUUAUGGUAAAGAAGGGGUCGGAUUUGGAAAGUAAUAAGAGUUGUAAUCUCCAUUCUGUCUAUUGGCAUCUAUCUUGCAAUAUUGCUAGGGAAAGCAAGUUUUUCCAUGCCAUGGAUAAUUACCUUGAUAAAUCAACGAAAAGUUUAAAUGACCAACGCAGAUUAUGCAUCCGCAAAAGCAUUUUAUUGGGAAUCAAAGAUGUAUAUAACACAGUGGCUUCUGCUUCUGCUUCUGCUUCACGCGCUUUGCUAUGCACUGGUCCGCCUCAUCCAUAUCCUGUUCCAUUGUGUUUUGGUUCAAGAUUGUUGACGAUUAUUGAAGCUCUUGGAAUCCGUCUAUACGAUUUUCCAGAUGAAGUAGUGAAGCAAAUCCAUCUAAGGUACAUUGCCCUCACUUGUGAUGGGAAUCUCCCACCUUCCAUUUCCAAACUUUGGAGUCUUCAAUUCUUGAUUGUUAGGAAAUAUUUGAGUAUCAAAAACUCAAAAAGUUCUUCAUAUUUGCCAAAUGAAAUAUGGGAUAUGAAGGAACUAAAACAUCUUGAGGUCUCAGGAAGUAAGCUCUCUAACCCUAGUUGUGGAGCCCUUUUGCCUAACCUCUCAUCACUCUUGGAUGUUAGUGUUCAUAAUUGUGAAAAGGAGAUUUUGAAAAGAAUACCUAAUGUGAAAAAAUUAGGCAUUCAAAUUGAGUUGGAACCGGAUGAGGAGAGCAAUCCAUUUCACAACUUGAAUUUUAUUGCAAAUCUAGGUAAACUAGAAUCACUUAAAUGCGUCGUUGUGAAUCCUGAGCUAGGGCCAGACUUCAUUUCCCCUCCCGCUCCUUAUUCUAUGCUUCCGUUGAGCCUAAAAAAGUUGUGUCUAAGUGGUCUUGGAUAUCCUUGGAAGUACAUGAAUAUAAUUGGUAGUUUGCCAAAUCUCAAGGUGUUGAAGUUGCAAUGCCAUGCUUUUCAAGGACCAUUCUGGGAAAUCGGUUAUACCGAAUUCCCAAAACUAAAGUUCCUUUCAAUUGAAGAUACUGAUCUAGUUCAAUGGAAUAUCAUAUUUCCAAGUGCCUACUUCCUUCAGCAUAUAAGCAUCAAACACUGUUACAAUCUAGAACAAUUGCCUUCUUCUUUGAUUGACAAUGUUCAAAUGUUGGAAGUAAUUGAUAGCCACCCUCUAGCUGUGAACUGGGCCAAGAAAAUGAAGGAAGAAAAUUGGGAGAUAAGAAAGAUGAAAAGUCUUGAAGUUCGUAUUCAAUGUUCGUGGUAUGAUGAAAAAUAAAAACGACGACCGUGCCAACUGAUGAAAGCCAAGACAUCUGGUUGGAAAGAUCACUUUUGGUGUCCCAAGUAUAUUGGGAAAAGAAAGUGUGGAGUCUCAAGAAUAUUGGAAAAAGUCACUUUAGAGUUUCAAGGAAUAUAACAUUAAUAGUGUUAUAGUUCCAAUUGUUUAGUUCUUAGGUACAUUACUUCUCUAGUCCUAUAAAUAGGGAUGUACUAUGUAUCAACAAAACAAUCCAAAUUCAAAUCAAUAAAAAUGUAGUCUUCAAGAGUUA
Salvia splendens (bonfire salvia) is the source of this 3932-nucleotide messenger RNA. RefSeq names its product putative late blight resistance protein homolog R1A-10. Gene Ontology annotation, biological process: defense response to other organism. The transcript has 5 exons. Gene Ontology annotation, molecular function: ADP binding. NCBI's taxonomy places the organism in Eukaryota, Viridiplantae, Streptophyta, Magnoliopsida, Lamiales, Lamiaceae. The coding region runs from base 161 to 3658 and encodes 1165 amino acids. The record is from RefSeq and is a predicted model, not a curated record.